GGGACUUGCAGGAUGCUCUUGGAGAAUUAAUUCAAUCGCCCGCUUUACGUGAAUGGUUAAUGCUUGCUCUUCAUUUAUAAACAUUGGAAUUUAAUCUUCAGUUUAUUGUAUUGGACUUUUAAAAUUCUUUGCGGGUGAUGGGGUUUUCCCUUUCUGUUAAAUAUUUUCUAUUUUGGAAGAAUUGUCAUCUCCCUAUGAAAUGGAAGUGUGAACCUUCGGUUUCUCACUUUUUGGAUUUCAGUUCCCGUCAUAAAAUCUCACUUUAUUAAAAACGGCAACAUUGGAUUUAUUCAUUUCUCAAGAAGGAAUACUUUAUUUGUCUAUAUAUUUCAAGUUCUGUGAUACUUUUGUAGCUUUCUUGAUGUUUAUUGAAUCUCUUCUUUCGUGUCUAUAAUAUUUGUGCUUUUUUGUAUUUUAGUGUGUUGAACUGCAGAUUUUUUUUCAAAUAUAAGCAUUAAAAUUGUAAAUUAUGGCAUCUCCAUUGUUUGAAAAAGGAAAAAUUAUUGGAACAUUUAGUGUUCGUGUGUUUGGUCGUCGUACGAACAAUCUUCACAUUAAUCCUAAGUCUCGAUAUUUUCUCGAAAGUAAUAAAAACCAAGACCGUUCAGGUCGUGUGUUUUUACACCAUGGACCCGAAAUUAAUACAGCUCCAAGAAAUAGAACUAGAACAGUGCAAUCAUUUUAUAAUCAAUCGGCUAUAGACAUUGCCGCAGCCAAGCCAUCUGUACGACUGACACCUUCUACAAUUCUUUACUCUGGGAAAAGUCCUGAUGGUAGUCAUAUAUUAAGAAGUGCACAGUAUUUACAUAAAGAACUUCCUGUUCGCAUUGCUCAUCGAGUUGCAGGGUUUCGAAGUCUUCCUUUCAUUGUGGGUUGCAAUCCUACCAUACUAGCAGUGCAUGAAUUGUAUAUACGAGCAUUUUACAUGUUGAGUGAAUAUCCCCAGGUAACUGAUUUUGAGGUUGAAAAAGGCUAUUGUGAACUCUUGCAAGGCCUUUUGGAUGAUCAUAAAGAUGUUGUCACACAAUUAGCAGCUGGUUUCAGAGAAUGUCGCAAGCAUAUUAAGAAUGAGGAGUUGGUGCGCAACUUUCUAGAUAGGACUCUAACUUCUCGUCUUGGUCUUAGAAUGCUUGCAGAACAUCAUCUGGGACUUCAUAAUGAUAAUUCUAAUGGAAACGGAAAUUAUGUUGGAGUCAUUAAUGUUUCUAUGAAGUUGAAGGAUGUUAUAGAAAAAUGGGCUGACUUUGUUCGGCAAACAGCAAUUCACAAAUAUGGCAAAUCACCUGCCAUUAAAUUGAAUGGUCACAUUAAUGCUGUAUUUCCAUACAUACAAGCACCUCUUGAUUAUAUCAUUCCAGAACUUUUAAAGAAUGCUGUCAGGGCCACUGUUGAGAGUCACAUUGAUGCAUGCGAGGACAGUCUACCACCAGUUACCAUCACAAUAGCCAAUAAUGAUGUAGAUUUCAUUAUCAGAAUCUCUGAUAGAGGCUGUGGGAUACCUCAUCAACUUUUGCCACACAUUAUGGAGUAUCAUUUCACCACUGCUGGAUCAAGCACUGAUCAUCGAAUAGAUGGUGGUCUACUGGGUCAGAUGAUGAAUGAACCAAAUGAUGGACCAGCCUCUGGACCUAUGCAUGGCUUUGGAUUUGGCUUGCCGACAUCACGGGCAUAUGCUGAAUAUUUGGGAGGUUCUUUAACUUUGGAAACAAUGCAAGGAAUUGGUACAGAUGUUUAUUUAAGACUUCGUCAUAUUGAUGGAAAAUAUGAGAGCUUUCGUAUAUAAUUUUUAUGUAUGUGAUAUUGAAUUUGUAUUACAUGUGUUUUUGGUGUCAUAAUAAGAUCUGAGAUUUAAAAAAAACAGGUGCCUAUAUAUUUUGUUGCUACAUCUAUAAAUAAUAUAAUAAUGGGGAUACUUAUAGCAUUUAGUUUGAACUGACCUGAAUGAUGUGCAUUUUUUUGGAAUUAUUGCUUUGCAGUCUGUUUUUAACAGUGCUGUGGUAUCAAUGCAACAUCUAAGAAUCUUGUUUUUGUUUGUACAUUUUUUACUUUUUUAUUUGGUGUUAUUUUGCUGUAAAUUUAAUGCACAUUUGGUAUAUAUUUAUUUUAUGCUUAUAUCUCUACUUAUAUUUAUACCAUGAUUAACCAACCAUAUUUACUGUGGAUAAGAAGAGAUUAAUUUUUGUUUUGUGGCACAUAUUGAAAGUUGCUUGAAAUUUUUGUUGAUUAUAUUUUCAAUUGUAUUGUUUUGAGAUUUAUUUUUCCAAUGUAUAGAUUAUAUAGACUUGUUAGGUUUUUUGUAAAACAUUUUAAGUUCUGCAGUUUUACCUGACAUUUGUUAAAGGUUCCAAUUUAGAUUUAAAAGUGCAUUAAUAUAUUAUCUAAUUUCACCAAAUUUUUUGUUUUAACUCUAAUUACUAAUACUAGAAAUUUGUUAUACAAAUCAGACAGAUAUAAAGAGAAACAUUUCUUUUUACUUGAUAUGCAUUACACAGAAAUGCACGCACACAUUAAAAAAAAAAAAAAAUGCUGUCGAAACCCAAUGUAUUGAAUUUGAAAUUCUUGGAAAAAGUUGCUAUAUAGAAAUUUUAAUUUGCAGCAAUACACAGAGCAAAUUUUUCAGCAUUUUCUUACUGAAAGAAUUUAUGUGUGAUUAAUUUUUUACAGUUAAAAGAAGAUGAAAAAAUAUAUUAGAAAAGAAUGAUUUUAAAAAAUAUUGAUUCACAGCAAUUUUUCAGGUCUUGAUACUAUAUUUCUUAAAAUUUCAUUUUUUUGCUGAAACUUUAUUUUCCAUUCUAUUUCAACCUUUAAACAUUGAAUAUUUCUAUUUAGUUCCUUAUUUAAUAUAAAAAAUUCAAAGAGUAACAGUAAAAUAAUAAAGACAGAACGGAAAUGUUCCAAUGAUUUGUAAAAACAAGAAUUUAUUUUUAGAAUAGAAGAUAAAAAGGACAUAACUGUCAGACAAGUGUCUGUUGAUUUUCCUAUAAACAGUUUUGGGUUUUCCAAGAAUUUCUGUUGUAAGAAUCAGUAAAACUUUUUGUUCAUUUAAUUCUUUCUCGUGAAUAAAAUCAAUGAUUGCCUUUUGACUACAACAGAUUUACAUAAUUUAUGUUAAAAUUUUUGAUCAUUUUACAAAAAAUAUUUUUCUAUUGGUGAUGCAAUUUUCCUGAAAAAAAUUCAAUAUAUGGAGAUUUUCAGUAAAGAGUAAUUCGAUUCAUAAUUAUAGUUUUAUUUUAUUUUUGAAAUUAUAUUCUGAAUAAAAGCAAAAAAAUAUUCUUACCGUCAAAUAAUGUAUAUCUUCUAUAUCAGUGUUCCUUAUAUUAUUUAUAUAUAAAUAUUAUGACAGCUUUCAUAAUUGUAUCAACUUUUUGUUGUACAACUAAUUGAUUUGUUUUAAAUUAGUUGAUACUAAUUAAACUGUAUGUGUGUAAAGUGCUCGUUUUGUGUGAUUUGAUUUAUAGAUCUGGUAUUUUGCAGCUAUUUUAUCUGUAUAGAGGCAAAAUUUAAGGUAAAUAAGCGUUGUGACAAGCAACAAAAUGCAGCUAAUAUUAAUUUUUUAAGAAAUGAUCAAAUGUAAAAAAAAAAUAGUUUUAUUGAACAUAACUAUUUUUUCAGUUGUUUUAUUCUCCUGUUUUAUCAAAUAAUAAAAAUAUUACUUACAUAUUUUUAAUAUAUGAUAAAUCAGAUUAAAUAUUCUUUACAGUUUUAUAUUAGUUGUUUUUCUUCUUGUUAUAGAAAUAAUUGCUUUUUGAUGUAAUUAUGCUCUCUUUGUAUAUAUAAUUUAAUAAAUAGCUUAAUUUUGUACAAGUGUAACAAUAGAAUGAUAUUCGUUUUUUAAAUUUAAUUCAAGUGUAAUAAUCAAAUUUUUCAUGCCAUAUUUUUGA
This is a messenger RNA of Argiope bruennichi, 3881 nucleotides long. RefSeq names its product 3-methyl-2-oxobutanoate dehydrogenase [lipoamide] kinase, mitochondrial-like. The record is from RefSeq and is a predicted model, not a curated record. NCBI's taxonomy places the organism in Eukaryota, Metazoa, Arthropoda, Arachnida, Araneae, Araneidae. Gene Ontology annotation, cellular component: mitochondrion. Gene Ontology annotation, molecular function: pyruvate dehydrogenase (acetyl-transferring) kinase activity. Gene Ontology annotation, biological process: protein phosphorylation; regulation of glucose metabolic process. The transcript is spliced from 11 exons. The coding region runs from base 470 to 1783 and encodes 437 amino acids.